Messenger RNA from Grammomys surdaster, 1169 nucleotides. It is a transcript of the gene Ntan1, whose product is annotated as N-terminal asparagine amidase. The record is from RefSeq and is a predicted model, not a curated record. Gene Ontology annotation, biological process: ubiquitin-dependent protein catabolic process. The transcript has 10 exons. Gene Ontology annotation, molecular function: protein-N-terminal asparagine amidohydrolase activity. Lineage: Eukaryota; Metazoa; Chordata; Mammalia; Rodentia; Muridae. Gene Ontology annotation, cellular component: nucleus. Bases 102 to 1031 code for a protein of 309 amino acids.
GCGUGGCGCCCGCGGCGGGCGGGGCAUGGGACGGGGCAUGGGACGGGGCGGGGCGGGGCGGGGCGGUGGCCGCCUACCUCGGCCUGGCGGCGGCCUAGGCAAUGCCGCUGCUGGUGGACGGGCAGCGCGUCCGUCUGCCACGGUCCGCUGCGGAGCUGGUCCGAGCGCACCCGCUUCUGGAGGAAAGAGCCAGACUUCUCAGAGGUCAGUCUGUUCAACAAGUGGGACCCCAGGGCCUUCUGUAUGUUCAGCAAAGAGAGCUUGCAGUGACUUCCCCAAAGGAUGGCUCCAUCUCCAUUCUGGGUUCUGAUGAUGCUACCACUUGUCACAUUGUAGUCCUGAGACAUACAGGUAAUGGGGCAACCUGCCUGACACAUUGUGAUGGAUCUGACACCAAAGCUGAAGUCCCCUUGAUAAUGAGCUCCAUAAAAUCCUUCUCUGAACAUGCUGAGUGUGGAAGGCUGGAAGUACAUCUUGUGGGAGGCUUCAGUGAUGACAGGCAGCUGUCACAGAAACUUACUCAUCAGCUUCUUAGUGAAUUUGACAAACAGGAUGAUGAUAUUCACUUGGUGACAUUAUGUGUAACAGAAUUAAAUGACCGGGAAGAAAAUGAAAACCACUUUCCAGUCAUUUAUGGCAUCGCCGUCAACAUUAAAACUGCAGAGAUUUAUAGAGCUUCCUUUCAAGACCGUGGCCCAGAGGAGCAACUGCGUGCUGCAAGAGCUUUAGCAGGAGGCCCGAUGAUUAGCAUUUAUGAUGCAAAGACAGAACAACUUCGAAUAGGCCCGUGUUCCUGGACGCCAUUCCCACAUGUGGAUUUCUGGUUGCAGCAAGAUGACAAGCAAAUCCUAGAGAACCUUUCCACUUCUCCUCUGGCCGAGCCCCCUCACUUUGUUGAACAUAUUAGAUCUACCUUGAUGUUUUUAAAAAAAUUUCCAUCUCCAGAGAAUAUACUGUUUCCUGGAAAUAAAGCUCUCCUCUACAAAAAAAAUAAAGAUGGCUUAUGGGAAAAGAUCUCUCCAGGGAGCUAACAUCCGAUCAGAGUUACCGAAGAAUUCAACUUUUUGCCCCGAUAAAGAUGGUUGCCGGUUUGGAAUCUACAUCUGCUCACUCUUCCUUCUUCCUUCCCUUUUGUCUUUCAAAAUAAAACCUUAUUUUGGCAAAGGUAA